CAAAAAAAAAUGUUAAUGUUGUUUUCCAGCAAUGAAAUUGUUCGAUUUGUUGACGUUUAUUUGACAUAUGUAAUCACAGCUAUAGAAUGAAGAAAACUAAGCUAUAAAAAUGUGUUGUAGGAUAUUAGUUAUAGGCAUUUCGUACUCUUUAAUAAGUUUUUCAGGUGUGGCAUGCCUGUCGUCGGGGGAGUGCGUGGACCUGAACGGGCGGACCAUCUCGCACGGACUGCACUACGUCCCGGGGCCCGACACCUGCACCUUGUGCGUCUGCGACAACGGCUACCCCAAGUGGUGCAAGGCGGUGCUGUGCUCCCCGCCCCAGGACUGCAAGUCGUUCCGCGUGGGGAACUCGUGCUGCGAGUUCAUCUGCCUGGACGACACGCUGUCCAAGACGUCCCCGGAGGGGGGCGCGGGCGAGGGGGGCACGGACCUGGGACUGCGGCUGAUCGCGAGCACGGUCACCGCCGUGCUGUCCCUCUCGCUGCUCUUCUUCCUCAUCCACCGCCUGCGCCAGCGCAAGAAGCGAGGGCGACAGAACCGGCAGCUGAGCGAGGAUGAGCGCAGCCUCGGCAGCAUCGGCUACAUCGCGGGCAGCCUCACCUACCUCCCGGGCAGCAUGGGCUACCUGGGCUCCGUGGGCCAGGAGCACCAUCUGGAGUUCGCCUACGAGGAGACGCCCAGCCAGUUUCCCCUGUGGAAGCCCCCGGGCAACUACUUCCCCCACGGCGAGGCCCCCCCGCCCUACGAGGAGGCGGUGGCGGCCGCCCGCGCGGAGGCCGCCCUCGUCGCCGCCAACAACAACAACAACAACACGGUGGUGUUGAGCAACAACAACGCCGGCCACUCGAGUCUCGCCGGCCACCGCACCAUCCCCAUCAACCUGGCCACCAGCGGCAGCUUCCGCGUGGAGCCCUCGGCGCCGGCGGUGCCCGCCGCGGAGUCCCGGCGCUCGUCGCGCGUCGUCGAGGUCCCCCCCACGCCCCCGCCCGCCGAGGGGGAGGGGGCGGUCGCGGCCAUACGCUCGGACGCGUACUACGAGGACGCGGUGGUGGGCCUGCCGACCGCCCUCUCGCCGACGGAGAGCUCCGGCCCCGCCCCGGACGACUGCGACGACUACCGCAGCGAGUGCGAGAACUGCAAGAGCACGCGCGGCUCGUGCUACUACCUGGAGCGGGACGCGCCCCCGGAGACGAUGACGCUGCAUCGCCGGCCCCAGGACCACGAGGACGAGCCCAGCUACUACCGCACCUCGCUCACCCUGCCGACGCACGCUCGCCGCCUCAGAGCGGCCCCCUCGAGAGGAGCCCCCACGGCGUCCCUCCACGGCGCCCGGGAGAACUGGUUCAGCAGCAUGCCGGCGUCGUCCACCUCGUCCACCUCGUCCGAGGAGGAGUGAGUGUCGGUCGCUCGACGGCUGUCUGGGGGCCGCCGGCUGGGAGUUCACUCCGGCCCUGCCGACACGCUCCGGGUAGUUCUCGUUUCAGGAGCAGUCUUUGAGUGCGACGAGUUUGCCAAAGAAUUUGCCAACAUACUCAUUCCAUGAUUUUAGUUAAUUUUAUUGAGAAAAAAAAAUUUUUUUUAGUAUUAUCAAUUUAUACUCAUUGGUUUUUAUAGAAUUUUUUUUUUUUAAUGAAAAUUUUAACUAACCGAUGUUAUUGCUUUUCGUUAGGUUUUGACGUAUGUUUUAUUUACUACAUUUUAUAUGGAUAACGUUAACGGCAUGUUGUGUCGUGACCCAAGUGUUACCCGUUACAGUUAAGAAAUGUUUUUAACUUUUUUUAAUUUACACUGCCAUGAUCAAAUAAGUGUUCUGGGAUGAGUUAAUGACAAAUGGGUUUGCAGAAACAUGUCUCUUACUCUUUGUAAAUGUUUUUAACUUUUUUAAUUUACACUGCCAUGAUCAAAUAAGUGUUCUGGGGUGAGUUAAUGAAAAAUGGGUUUGCAGAAACAUGUCUCUUACUCUUUGUGCUGGAAGCCAGUAAGAAGGCUUGUGCGAAUAUUCAAAUUUUUGAAUACAAAUAGUCAAAUAAUAAACUGUUCAUAUUCAAUUCAACCUCAAAUACUUACUUUUCAAAAUAACGUAUAUUAAUUUCCUUACAAAUAUUUGACAUAGCACAACUCAUGAGUUUGUCGUAUACCAAUGUUCACUGUUGAAGUUAAGUCAUUUGUGCGACAUAAAUACCCUUUUUGACGUGACGUCUAAUAAAUCGAACGCCGGCUGCACGCACGUAAAAGUGUCCCAUUACGCACAUUGUUCCAUUACGCUGUGUCCCGUUACACUCAUUGUACGCUUGCGCCGCAUCUAUCUCUCUUCCACUCGACUGUUUAUAAAGUGAAGUGAAAAGUUAAUGUGGUUUUCAUUGCUUAUUACAACAAUUUCGGCAAUAAAGGUUAAUUAUUCUUGCAUUUUAAAAAUCUGAUUACUAGUAUAUUUCAAGUAUUUAUUCUUUUAUUAUUAAAAUAAAAAUGAUUAAAUUCUAUUCAUAAAGUAUGCAAUCAUUUCAUCAACGUUUUGUUAUGACGUCACGUUAAACUAUCGUCCGUAAACCGACUUUACAGACAACCAAUUUUUUUUUAAUGUUUUAAUGGGACUUCAUUAUCAUAAAGAUUAACAAUAAGUGAUGUUUUAAACUUACAACUAGUAUUCAAAAUAUUAUUUGUAUUAUUUUCAUCACACGCACCAGAGUGUAAAAAAUAUUAAUGUCAACAAACCAUGGACUACAACACCACAAAAUACGGACACUCCAUUGUAUAUGUUUUCCAUAUAAUUAUUAGGGGUGUGCGAAUACUCGAAAUUGCAAACAUUCGUGCGAAUCGAAUAUUUGAUUUGAUUCACAUUCGAAACCAAAUUAGGUAUUUGAAAAUUUCAAAUAUUCGAAAGUUUUCGAAUGUAUUAAAAUAUUACUUUUGUUUGACAAAACGUGUGAUACAAUAAUAUGUCGAACCUCGAGAAAUCAUUUUCCAAGAGACUUAAUGGAAGAAAAAAAACUGUAAGCGGACCUUUACUUACAUCAAAUUUUAGGUUAGGUAAAUGGGCAUACUGAGAACAGUUAAAGCCAAUGUAGCGUGAAAAUUAUCAUAAAUGCUUACGAUUUUACUGCAAACUUUACGUGAUGUGUAGCAUAAUUAUUUUAUUAUAUCCAGUUGCUAAUACAAAUCUAGAGAAUUUUUUUUAACGAUAGAAAAGUAAGCACAGCGGCCAUCAUGGCUACAGCGUGUCCGUUUGUGGUUAUGGCCACCAGAGCGGCCUAUGGCCAGAGACUUGUGUUGCUAGAAUUGCUCCAGCGCAAUUGCUUUUUAAACUACCGAAAAUGUUACGUAAAUAAUUAGAUAAAAUUAAAAAGACAAGAUAAAGAAAAUUCAUUAAAAAUUAUUUUGCCUUGACACGUUUAAUUCCAAAAGACUGAAAACGGAAUAUUGACCAUGCUUACUAGCAGUUGUAAAAAAACAACUCUUCGAUAUAUCGAUUGUUAAUCGCUUGAAUAUUUAUUGCGGAGAAUAAAACUGAUACUUCGAAGAUCUGUUUACUUUCAUAAACUUUCUUUGCCGUUUUUAAUUUUCAGAAGAAGUGAAGUUCUGGACGUAAUUUUUUGAUUCCUGCAUUACGAUAUUCGUGUUUCCGCUGGUUUAAAUUCAAAAUACAACUGGUACAAUGAAUAACGACGACGAAGAUGUUGAUACUAAUACCGCACUGACACGCAAAAGAAGUGUUAUAUGGUCUAAUUUCUCACAAUCAGAAGAUAAGACAUUUGCAAAAUGCAAAUUAUGUAAGAAGGACUAUAAAACUAAACGAGGUAAGUUCGAAAUUAGCUUAUAAGAGAGUGUUAGGAUUGCAUGAUAUGUGCAUUUUUAUUUCCCUUUGUCUCCUUUAAUGAGUACAAUUAAAACAGUCUUCAAUCACACAUGAUUUUUAGUAUUUGUUGUUUGCAUUUGGUAAAGUUUGAGAAGAAUGCCUCGAUGCUAAUCUGUUCUAGUUAUUUUAAGUGAUAAUAGUACAAUACGAAAUGCUUAUGGAAACCCAACUUACAAAAUGUGAAUAAUUGUCUUGCACCCUGAACCCAAUAAUUAACUUAACUUUUAAUGAAUUUUACAUUUACAAAUUAUAUAACUCUGGUUUUCAUGUAAUUAAAAUUUGAAUGUGCUGACAAUGUAAUGUAUAUAUGUAAUGUAAGUACAAACAUUAUAUUUUGUCAUUAGGUACUACAACACCUUAUAAACCACAUCAAGUCCACCCACCCCAUUGAAUGGAAGACCUACUGUUCUGAAAUGGCCAGCCUGCAACAGCAGGCUCCUCCUGUCAAGAUCAGCAAAACUUCACAGCUCAGUAUUGAUGCUGCUUUCAAUAAGCAGUACAAGUGGGCACCCAACCACAGUGCAGCACAGAAAAUUACAAAGCAGAUUGCAAGAAUGCUUGCUACAGAUCUUUUACCGUACAGUUUUGUAGAAGGAGAUGGCUUCAGAAAUUUGAUGAAGGAAGUAGCUCCUCAGUAUCAAAUUCCUGCUAGAACAACAUUUUCCACCAACUAUGUAACAAAAUUGCAACAAGAGGUAAGGUCUCAACUGAAAGCUGAAUUUGUGCAUGACAUGACAAGUAUGUCCAGUUUGUCACUUACAACUGAUGCUUGGACAUCCAAGGCUGGAGAUAGCUAUGUAAGCAUCACUGCCCAUUACCUCACUUCAGAUUUUUCAUACAAAUCAUUCCUGAUGGACAUAAUCAACAUGAACACAUCACACACAGGUCAGAAAAUUGCUGAAGAGUUGAGUUUGUCAGUGAAUUCCUGGGGAAUAACCGUAACAGAAACAACUAUUCCAAUAUACUGUGUGACAGAUAACGGAGCAAACUUCCAGCUUGCUUCACGACUUCUGUUUGGGGAUAAAGCCCGUGUUUGCUUUGCACACUCUCUACAGUUGUCUAUAGAUCACACCUACCGCGAAUGUCAUGGAGCAUCAAAUCUCUUGGCAAAAGCAAGACAGGUGGUUGGUCAUUAUCGACGCAGCAGCAAAGCCAGGGAAAGCCUUCACAGCCAGAUGGAACAAAUGGGUCAACCUGUUUUGGAAAUGAUACAACAUGUUGACACUAGGUGGUCGUCAGAUUAUUCUAUGUUAGAGAGGCUUCUUCAAAUAAAAGCACCACUGGUUGCAGACCAAAUAAACACUGAUAGCACAGAAAUGUUAACUAGCUCGGAAUGGAAGCAGAUGGCUGGAAUAGUGGCCAUUCUUAAGCCUCUUGCUGAUGCCACUCGAGAAAUAAGUGGCAAUUUAUAUCCAACAUCUUCCAUGGUUAUUCCUAUGUUAAAAUGUCUGCACAGUCACCUUAAUGAUUACAUUGAUAAAAAGGCUGAUGGAGUUAUUUUUGCGAAAUGUCUUUCAAAACAUCUUUUGGCACAAUUUCCAAAUUACAUAGAAGACAAAGUAUUUCUCGUAGCAAUGAUUGUUGACCCUAGGUACAAAGAUGCAUUUGUUAGCAAGAUUGUUGCACAAGCCACACUCAAAGCGCACAUCAAACACAUUGCAAGAUGUGAACAACAUACUACACACAAUCAGAAGUUGGGUGACCCCACCACCUCCGCCAGUACAUCAGGACUUUGGUCAGCACUUGACAAACUUCCCAACGAAGAUUUACAAGACAGUGACUGUACUCAAGAAAUACAAACAUAUUUGACAGAGAAACGUAUCCACCGAACAAGUGACCCGUGGAAAUGGUGGGAAAACUUUGGUAAAACAAAGUUUCCAAACAUAGCGAAUGUUGCUUUGAUGUACCUGAGUAUACCUGCAACUCAGGUUGCUUCAGAACGUUGUUUUUCUGCUUCUGGGAACAUUGUCACUUCCAAGAGGCAAUGCCUGGAUCCAGAACAUGUGAAGGAAUUGGUCUUUUUGCACUGCAAUUUACAUAAUGUUGAUGGCAAGGUGUAGGCUUGGCUUUUGAUAAAGACAUUUCUAUAUCACUGAUUGUGUUUUAUUACUAAACCAUUAGAAGAGACAUAAAAAUAUACAUGUUACUUGAGUAAUAAAAAUGUAUAUAAAGCUAAAGAACAUUACUCUUUAAAAAAAAAACCAUAUAUAAUAUGACAAAUUUUGACAAAUUAUUUAGAUUUAUACCUAGAACUUAAUUAGAAAAUAUUCGCAAAUUAUUCGCUAUUCGCAAAUAUUUGAAAUUAUUUGAUUCACAUUUGAUUCGCAUUGAAAAAGUCACAUUCGCACAGCCCUAAUAAUUAUUGUAGCUCUUUUAACGUAACCAACUUUUUACUUUAUAUUAUUUGUCUAAUUUUCCAGAAGUUGUUACAUGAUGUGAAAAAAAUUUUUUAGUGGUAUUCUGUCAUUCUUACUAUUCAAAUUCAAAAUUCGUAUUCACGAAUAACUUGGCAUUCGUAUUUGAUUUGAACUAAAAAAAACUGAUAUUUGCACAUGCCUACAACUAAUCCAGCUACGUAUCUUGGCGAUAACAGUAACACUUUGUGCAACCCAUUGUUUGUUUUUCAUGUGUGACAAUGUUUUCUACCGUGAAACAUUUUUAUUUAAAACUAAUUUUUAUUGUUUUCAAAACUGAUGGUGCCAAUAAUAUUUUGUGGUAAGAAAGUUUUAUUCAUCUUUACUGCCAGACUCUUAAUUAUUUUGUUGCUAAACACUAAGUACUAGUUUUUACCAAUGAUUUUGUGUGACAUAUAUUUACAUAAGAGUACAAUUGUGCACUAUGCACACCAUCUUGUCUGAUCAGCUCGAACAAACUUUGUGUUCAGACUCCAUGCAUUACGUUAAUUCUUGUACCUCAUAAUGUCAUAACUCCAUGUCAAGUUUGUAUUAUUGAAAUUUUAUUGUUCUUUGUAAAAUCAUGUAGUCACAUCUUUGUGAAGUUUAAGUGUGGUCGUAUUGGCUCUGCCGAAGUGUCUGAAAGUGUGCUCUACCUACGGAUAGCAGUAAUUUUGCCUGGUUGGUUUGUGUGUUGUGGUAGCCCUGAUUCGAAGCAGACUGCGACGUGAAGUCUAUUGAUGUGUGAUGUUAGUACCUUGCGGAGGAGUGAUUUUUUAAAAUAUUUUCUACUGGCUUGUGCUGUUAGCAAACAAAACUGUCUUAUGCAGAAGUAGAUGGGGAUAUAUGCACUUGAUCCCAUUUGUGCAAACAUGGGACCGGCAGAGUACGUAUUAGACGUGUGUACAAUGUAUAACUCACAUUUUUUUCUUGUGGGUUUAUUAAUAUUUGUGCCACAGGGUUUAUCAUAGUAACGGGAGAUGUGAUUAAUUGAUUAGAUCUGUUUUAAAUGCCAAAAACUACCAGUAUUUACCUUACAGAUGUUUAAGCAUCUUCUAUCCGUAAAUAUGUCUUAUCCUAGUGUGAAAUGUGCAGCUGGGUUGUUGAAUUAUGUCGUCUCUUAACAUUAUACACUGCCAAUUUUUAACUAUGUAUUUUGUUGCAUUUUUGUAUGGCCAAUUUUAUUUUUACAUUUUUACCCCUCAUUGUACUGCAUUUAUAAGCUUUAAGUUUUCUUUAUAUUUUAUUUUUGUAAUAUUUAUUUAGUUAAGGUAAUAUUUUAUAAACCUUCGUGUAAGUUUCUUGAGCCUAAUGUGAUGCAUCCGCGCUGAAGCGAGACGAGGCAUGUGGUGUGCUGACGGUGCGAGGCACUUCUGUUCAAUGCACUCAUCUUUGCAGUUCAUUCAACUUGAGCCACAGGUUUUGCAGUUCAGAAAGUAACGCAGGAAUUUUAAUCAUACAUUAAUAUACUGUUUUAUUGUGAAUAUUUAAACCGUCAGCAAAUGUAGGUGCUCGUUAAAACUCGAGAAAUUAAAUAACGCAGAGUUACGAUAAUUAGCUCAUUGUUUGAGUAGUGCGUGAUGUGUUGUUGAGUCAAGUCAGCGUGCAAAUAAAGCUCAUUUGUGUUUCAUGAAUGUGAUAGUGAUGGUUUCACUUGUUGGUUGAAUAAUUUUCAGAUUUUCUACAAAUUUAUCAUAGUUUACAUUUACAAAACCUGCUAAAGUAUUAUUUUACUGCAGUGCUGUAGAUAAAAGGACUUUUUUUUUUAUAACCACAAAUGAACGUGUUCUAAUUUUUUAAAUUGUAAAUGUACUCAAAUUGUAUUAGAAGAAUUUAAUUUGUCCCUCCCCUGAUCAUCCGCCCUAGCCAUGACUAGUCACCAAAACACCAUCUGCAAAAGUGUUCAAAGACUGAAAGAUGGCAUACAAGAUUAUGACAUUUCACCCUCAAAUUACUAUCUCUGAGGAAUCUCCAUGAAUUUUUCAGAUUUUUAAGUAAAUUCCCAGACUUUCUAGAAUGUGUACACCCUGUGCCAGUAUUCGAUGUAAUUGAGCUAAUUCAGUCAACAGAUUUCAGAUUGUCAUUGUUAUAAAAGUUGCCAGAAACACGUGUUGGUUUGAAAUACAAAAUUUCCACGUACGUAUUACAUGUUUAACUGUUUCGGAAAUGCCUUAUUUCUUAAUAGCUUCUCCGAAACCAUAUUAAAAGUAGAAUCUAUAAUCGUUUAUCAGUUAAAUAUUUGCUGUGGAAGGUCAGAAUCGAAUUUCCAGUCAUUUUUAAAAUCAAAUAUUUGCUAUUUCAAACACUAUUUUCACACCAAAAUUAUAAAUGUUCAGAUGUUUUAAUCCAAAAUGUUUGAUAAUGUUUCCAUAGUAAUUUUAAUUUCAUUUAAUACCAAUUCCUGUAUUAAAAAAAGUUAUUUAGUUACAGUAUCCAAACUGAAAUUUACAAAUUUGUGUUUCUGGACCGUCAAAAGCUUUUCCUGACAUUUCCAGCUUAACUGUGAGAACAUUUGAAUUCCCUGACUUUUCCAAGUUUGUAAAUGAUCUGUUGCUUGCUUGGUGCAGGACGCUGGUGUCUCGGAUGUUUUCAUGUCUGGUUGUUCUGUUGUGUUGGUUUGUUCAUUCGUCAUCCUGCUACUUGGUGUGUAAUUCAAUUUUAGUGUAUUUCUGUGAUAACUAAAAAAAACAUCUAUGGUAAUUUUUAAUGAAACUAAGGUGUUUUUCCCUGUCCAAAAAAUGUUACAUGCUCGUGAACCCUGCCAGCAGGCUUAAACGUGACAGUGUGUUACGACAGAGUUGCGGGUAUCACAGAUACAUCACACGAUUAGUUUGUAAGUGAACCUGUUGGUUACUCUUCGCGACGUGUGGAUCUCGCAAAGUGUUCGAAUGGUGUGCAAAGGAUGAUCGGUCGGUGACUAUCGAUAUUCUUACGUAAGAUGUGGUCAUGAGUGUUACUUGCUUCGUUUGUAGUUCCAAGCGUAGCUAGCAGUCUCUGUGUUUCAUUUUGAGUGUCCAUGCUGCAUUUACUUCAUAGACGUGUAUUUAUCUAUUUAUUUUCAAGGAAAAAUAAGAAAAAUUGUUAAAUGGUUGUAAUCAUAAUUUAACUAAUGUGUUCUGUGUGCUGUGAUGAACUUUACAGUGUAUGAUGUAGUGGGCCUACAAAAUGUUAAUUGAUUCUCAUUAUCUUCCAAGACCUUGUUCACAGAGUGUGUACAAAAGUACUUUUUAAUGUAUUGACUUUAAAUAAUUGUGUGAAUGCUGUAGGGAUGAAUUAAAAAAAAAGUAAAAUACAACAGAUUGAAGGAUUUUACUACA
Bacillus rossius redtenbacheri is the source of this 9563-nucleotide messenger RNA. RefSeq names its product integral membrane protein DGCR2/IDD-like. Lineage: Eukaryota; Metazoa; Arthropoda; Insecta; Phasmatodea; Bacillidae. The transcript has 5 exons. The coding region runs from base 110 to 1396 and encodes 428 amino acids. The record is from RefSeq and is a predicted model, not a curated record. Gene Ontology annotation, cellular component: membrane.